AUGCCAAAGCGCUCAGGAAACUAUGUUGCCUGUGCACGAGAUGGAUGGGGAUCAGAAGAAUUACAAAGUUCGUCCGCUGACCUUUUCAUACAAGUCUGGAUACUAGAUUCCUGUAAUAAACAUUUUUCUUCCUCCUUCCAACUGGAUAAAAACAAUGCAGAUCCUACGUCACCAACAGUGGACCGCGUGACACUGGGUUCUAGUUAUAGCCUUAACACAACAUUAGUAUCUGUUCAGAUGAAGGUUUUUACGUCAAACAAUGCCGGAUACGUGUUUUAUGCUGGGGGCAGCGCUAUGAUUGAUACGUCUACUGAUCCAUUCGGCGCCAUUAUAUAUGGAUACACUGAAACGGAAGUGUUGCUAUGGAGACCGGAUAUUGCCACUACUCACGGUUACCUGGUUUAUGUCGGUGGGCAAUGGGGAGCGGGAAAUAAUAAUCAGCAAGAUACCAGUGUUGAAGUGACUGUUAAAGUUAUCGAAUUAACAGGAUCUCCGUGCACUGGAACUAAUGAAUGCUCAGCGGACUGGACGACUCUGAAAACUAUCUGUACUCCUACUGAUUGCCCUGAUCCGCCCGAUUUAGCCAAUGCUUAUAAAGUCUACAAUGGAGUAAGCAAUGGAAGUACUGCGAUGUACUCGUGCAUGCCUGGUUACGCUCAAAGCUCACAUGACGUCAUAAUAACAUGUACUGACGGAUCCUGGUCCUCAAGCACCGUGUUUUGUGAAGCGAUAUGUGCAGCUCCUCCUUCCAUUCCAAAUGCUGAUGUUCAAGUUUUUGAUUUUAUGGCUAUAUAUUCCUGUCAAGAGGGUUAUCUGUCUCAAACGGGAAGUAGUUUGAUCAGCUGUUCCCAGUCAGUGUGGCAAACAACAACGUUUUCGUGCACUGCAUCCUGUGGCCCGGCACCAAACAUCACUGGUGCUGAUGUCUUGGUGAAUGGUGACGUAGCUAUGUACGCUUGUCACUAUGGUUUUAGUGCAACAAAUGCUGACAAUGAAAUUAAUUGCGUGUCUGGAACAUGGCCUUCCACUACUUUCCAGUGUACAGAUUCUUCAAACAACGGGGUCAGUAGAAUCAACAACCAAACUCUUAACGAAUGGAUUGCUCGAAUCAGGAGAGAACUUAUUAUCAACAGAAAGAGAACAAAUGCCUAUCUGAGAAGUUUGACAAGUGUAUACGAUCCGCGCCCGAGCGCCAUUGCAAUAGGUAGUUCCGGAGUGUUCAUCUUCAGUUUUGCUUUUCUAUUAAUAAUGAUACCAGAUAUCAUAACUGUGAUCAGGUACAUACAAGAACGUUAUUUUACUAACGGUAAAAGUGAUGAUUAA
Saccostrea cuccullata (small rock oyster) is the source of this 1323-nucleotide messenger RNA. RefSeq lists its product as uncharacterized. The record is from RefSeq and is a predicted model, not a curated record. Lineage: Eukaryota; Metazoa; Mollusca; Bivalvia; Ostreida; Ostreidae. The coding region runs from base 1 to 1323 and encodes 440 amino acids. The transcript has 8 exons.